AUGAAACGCAAAAUAUUUUCGGCGGGAUUAUUCAAUCUGUGCGACUUUAUAAAGGGCCGUAUGGUGUUGAGGAAUUGCAUGGCUAAAUCUUAUAAAGCCCUGGAGGCUCAAGCCUUGCAGAAUUUAGGAGAGUCAGAGGAUGAAGACGAAGAUUCCGAUGGUAGUCGCACCGGUUCCGAUGGUGAUAGCUCCAGUUCUGAUGAUGAAUCGACUGAAAGUCCUGAACAGCCUGACACAGGAGCUCCAAACAAUACAGUAGAGUCUAAGGAGAAUAAUGUUCGAGGUUUAACAAGAUUGAAGAAGCUAAAGAAAAAUUUUGACGGCGAGAAGCAUGUGAUAGAAUUUGAUAAGUUUGGUCGAUUUAAGGGGAAAUAUAAAGCUGAAAUUGCUAGUUACAUGGGUUCUGGAAAAUACAAACAAAAGUCUCCUGCAUCUGAGCAUCUACCCCUUAGUUCACCAGACAAUUCUCAAUCGAAAGACAAAACUGAACUUUCAACGAUUGGUAAAUGCAAACUGGCUCAUGCUUCACUGAGAAAUAUCAUUGCAUGGGGUUCGGUUCUUCCAUCAGUGCCAGGUCAGAAGGUUCAUGGAGAUCCACUCCGGGAUGAUUGUGUCAGAGUGACGGUUGAAAAGUCGAUAUUAAAGAAUCAUUGUUUGCCAGUCCCAUCUACUCAUCUCAAAACAGUAGAGGAUGCUGAAAAAUCUAUAGUAGCUUGGCCUAAAGAAUUUGUACUAGUGGUUGAGGACUCCGAAGAAUUGGAAAAUGAUGAUCUUCACACUGAUGUUAGUGAGGCCUAUCAGAGUGGGGAGUCGACGUUGUUAACAACUGUUGAAGCGGACGAUAUUCAAGAAAAUCAACUACAACGAGAUGAUGAUGGUGAAUAUGAAACGAUAGAUGUAGACUUUGUAAUUACAGAUGGUUCAAUCGAUGAUGAAGAGGAGGAAGAUGACACGUUAUUUGACUAUACUGAUGACUUACCAGAUGAAGAGGAAGUUGUGGUGAAUGAUGAAGACACUGACAUUGAAGACUAG
Molecule: messenger RNA, 1032 nt
Organism: Papaver somniferum (opium poppy)
Lineage: Eukaryota; Viridiplantae; Streptophyta; Magnoliopsida; Ranunculales; Papaveraceae
Product: glutamic acid-rich protein-like
Exons: 6
Coding region: 1-1032 (343 amino acids)
Source: RefSeq, a predicted model, not a curated record